AGAAGAAGAAGAAGAAGAAGAAGUGUGUUACUGUGCUAUUUUUUUUUUCCACCUUCAAUGGCUUUGAUGCUAGACAACUGUGAGGGUAUGUUACUCUCUUUGGACUCUCACAAAUCUGUCCCAGCACCAUUUCUCACCAAAACAUACCAACUGGUCGACGAUCCAACCACCGAUCACAUAGUCUCUUGGGGAGAAGAUGAAUCCACCUUCGUCGUUUGGCGUCCUGCUGAGUUCGCCCGUGACCUCCUCCCAAACUAUUUCAAGCACAAUAACUUCUCUAGCUUCGUUCGUCAGCUCAACACCUAUGGUUUUCGAAAGAUGGUACCAGACAGAUGGGAGUUUGCGAAUGAGUUCUUCAAGAAGGGAGAGAAGCACUUGCUUUGUGAGAUCCACCGGAGAAAAACAUCUCAGCCUCAAGUUGCGAUCAACCACCAUCACCACCUCAACCACCCAAUUGGUGGCCCGAAUGUCUUUUCCUACCCAACCCGUGUCAGCAUUUCGCCACCUGACUCAGAUGAACAAGCCAAUUGGUGUGAUUCACCACCGUUGUCUUCUCCAACUGGAGUUACUGGAGUCUCAGUCAUCGACGGCGGUGCUGGUGGCUAUAACAGCAAGGUGAUAGCGCUUUAUGAGGAUAAUGAAAGACUACGGCGAAGUAACAACAUGCUCAUGUCUGAGCUAGCUCACAUGAGGAAACUAUACAACGACAUUAUAUACUUUGUUCAAAACCAUGUGAAGCCUGUGGCACCAAGUAACUCUUACCCUUCUUCUUUUCUUCUACCCAACUCAUCACCAGCGUCUGCUACUCCUUUUAACAGUUCUUCAAUGAUGCAAAAGCCUUUGAACCAGUUUAUUGGGUUCCAUCAGAAUAACCCUAAACAAGGUCCUCAUGGUAAUGUUAUGAGUUCCUUCAAUUCUCCAAGCAAAACUUUCCAGAGCACUAUGAAUAUACUUGAAGAUUCAGAUAGUAAUAGCAGUAGAAUGAAGCUGUUUGGUGUGCCACUUCAGUCAAAGAAAAGAUUGCACCCUGAGUAUGGUUCUUCGGUGGCCAAUGUGGAGACUAACAAGCCAAGAUUGGUCUUGGAAAAGGAUUUUUUAGGGUUGAAUCUCAUGCCUCCUUCUCCAUGUUAGCUUUCUCCACUUCAUUCACGAAUUCUACUCAAAGUUUCAGAUUUCUCUUCCCUAUUUUGGUUUACCUUUAUUUUAGGUUUUUUUUUUUUUGUUUGAUUGUCUUGUUUCGAUGGAGUCUUAGUAUCUGAUAGUAUUGAUGAAAAGUUUCUGCGUGUGCGUUCGUGUGAGUCUUUGUGUAUAUAAAACUUUAGUGGCGGUGUUAUCUUGUUCCCCAACCAUGAAUGCAGUUGGGUUUUGGGUUAAGCGUGUAGAUCACAUCAAGUUUCAAUCGUCAAUACCAUAGAUUUUUUCC
Ilex paraguariensis (yerba mate) is the source of this 1423-nucleotide messenger RNA. The record is from the annotation of a GenBank genome assembly. NCBI's taxonomy places the organism in Eukaryota, Viridiplantae, Streptophyta, Magnoliopsida, Aquifoliales, Aquifoliaceae.